This is a messenger RNA of Acinonyx jubatus (cheetah), 4784 nucleotides long. It is a transcript of the gene PCDHB15, whose product is annotated as protocadherin beta 15. Lineage: Eukaryota; Metazoa; Chordata; Mammalia; Carnivora; Felidae. Gene Ontology annotation, molecular function: calcium ion binding. Gene Ontology annotation, cellular component: plasma membrane. The record is from RefSeq and is a predicted model, not a curated record. Gene Ontology annotation, biological process: homophilic cell-cell adhesion. Bases 2015 to 4612 code for a protein of 865 amino acids. The transcript has 2 exons.
AGAAAGACAGAGCGUGAGCAGGGGAGGGGCAGAGAGAGAGGGAGGCACAGAAACUGAAGCAGGCUCCAGGCUCUGAGCUGUCAGCACAGAGCCCUAUGCGGGGCUUGAACUCACAAGCUGUGAGAUCAGGACCUGAGCUGAAGUUGGUCGCUUAACCGACUGAGCCACCCAGGCGCCCCUAAAAAAAUGUUUUAAAAUAGUUUUUCUGUUAAGAACUUAACAAGAAUGUGAUAUCAUGUUGGCUAAAUAAAUGGAAAGAAACACAGAAAGUCAAUCCACUUAGGGAAAAGAAGAAAGGAGAUGCCUAAAAAGCAACUUUACAGAUUAUCCAAUCUCUCCCAAGUCUGCUUUCUCCCUUGGGUUUUUGGAAACAAAUAUGUGCUCUUUUAAUAAAUCUCCUUUUAAUUAUGAUAGCUAAGUGGAUUUUUCCCUUGUCAAAAGCAUGUUUAGAUAUUCUUUCAUGGGUUGAACUUUACUAUUAAUUGGAAAUUUUUAACUUAGGGUUUUUAUAUUAAUGUAAUAUUUGGGAUCAAAAGUUUGUGGAAUAUUAGUAAGGGAUAAGCACAAGCUUUUGUUAAAAUGUAUGAUUUUGAGAAGAAUUGGCUAUUUUCAAAUUUUACAGUUUUUGGAAUGUCUUAUGAAAAUUCUACAUAGGAGUUUUUGAAUAUAAUUAGUGUCAUAAUAGCAUUAGGGUGAAAUAACAUUGACAAUGUGAAAUGUGUUCUAAAAGAGAUGUAUACCUUCUUUGUAGAAUCUUUAUAACGUGGUUGUUAUGUUCUGGUUUUUGUUUGUAUUUUAGAAUCUAUUCCAUUGCAUAGUGGAAGCCAGAGUGUUUUGCCAUUUGAUGAAAUACAUUUAGAUCACUCUGAAUUAUUGCAAAUUACUAUUCAAAAGAGCAUAGAAAAUGGCUACUUGGGAAUAUGGGGUCUUGUUUAUCCAGCUCUUAUAAUGAACUAGGGUCCCAGAAAAAAAGGGGGUCUUCUACAUUAGGAGGAGAAUCCAUCUAUGAGAAUUUUAAAAUUAAUUGUGAUUUAUUGAUUGAUCUAUUCAACAAAUAUUUUUUGAGUAUCCACCAUGUGUCAGGGACUCUUAUAGAUGUUGGGGGAUGUGGAAGUCAACAAAACAAAGUUCUCAAGCACAAAAAUGACACAGAAAAGAAAAAACUAACUAUGUAUGUAUAUGCUAUAUCAGAUGGUGGUCAAUACUAAGGAGAAAAAGCAGGGUAAGAGUUAUAGGACUUAUAUGCAUUUUCCCAUAGUUUGAAAGUUUCAUAAAAUCAUAAUUCUCUGACCUUAUGUUGAAAUGGCAUCAUAAACUGGAACUAACUGGUAGUUUUUUCUUUGAUAUGAUUCAACCAAUGGGAACCACAAUUCUGUCACAUACACUGCCUAGAAUUUGAAAGAAAAUCCAGAAGAAUUAACCCUUUCCUUUUUGCUGAGGGAAUUUUAAGAAAUCACGUAAGCAUAUGCUGUUAUUUUUAUAAGAUGAUAUACCACUAUUGUCUUCUUUCACUUCUCAUCUUUCGGAGCACCUCACCCAUACUACAGGUUUUAAAAAGUAAGGACCAUGUUUAGGUUCUUUGCUGAUCUGUUUCAGAACUUAGUACAUAGAUAUCAAUAACACUUUUUUUAAAUGAAGGAAUGAAUAAUUAUAAUUGCAUGGUUUUCUGAUUACAUCAUCUCCAAACCAUUUCUAAACUCCUAAUAGCUGGCUAGAUAUCAUACAGAGGGAAUAAAUUGUAGCAAUUCUUUUCGAAGACAACGCAUGGUGGCGCUGCAGGCUAAGGCGUAAAAAAAAAAAAAAAAAAAAAAAAAAAAAAGCAAAAAAGCAAAAAAAAAAAAGCCCAGGAACUGCUACGAACUCUACCUUAGAUCUAUAGCCGAAGACAAAAGCCUGUAAGCAGAGUUCCGGACUGUAAGUCUUACUACUCACCAUCAUUUCUGGACAGAUUACCGACUAAGAGAUCUAUCACCGUCCCUAAGGUAGAGCUGAGCCCCGUUUCUGGAAAGCAUUUAUGGAAUUAAAGAUGGAGGUCGGAAAAGAGUGUUUUCCUAAACAAAGGCAAGUCCUGAUUCUCUUUCUCAUGUUGGGAGUGGCUCUGGCAGGCUGGAAAUCCCGACGCUAUUCUGUGAUGGAGGAAACAGAGAGUGGUUCGUUUGUGGCCAAUCUGGCCAAGGACCUGGGGCUGGGAGUUGGGGAGCUAGCCGCGCGGGGAGCCCGGGUGGUCUCUGAGGAUAACGAACCCCGCUUGCAGCUUGAUUUGCAUACCGGGGAAUUGAUACUGCAUGAGAAACUGGAUCGGGAGGAGAUGUGCGGCCCCACAGAUCCAUGUGUAAUGCAUUUCCAAGUGUUACUGAAAAAACCACUGGGAGUAUUUCGAGCAGAACUACUGGUGAGAGACAUAAAUGAUCAUUCUCCUGAGUUUCCUGAAAGAGAAAUGACUCUGAAAAUCUCAGAGACUAGCCCUCCUGGAACCGUGUUUCCACUGAAAAAAGCCCAGGACUUGGACGUGGGCAACAACAACAUCCAAAAUUACAGUAUCAGUUCCAACCCUCAUUUCCAUAUUUCUACCCGCACCCGGGGGGAUGGCAGGAAAUACCCAGAGCUGGUACUGGACAAAGAGCUGGAUCGCGAAAAGCAGGCCAAACUCAGCUUAACCCUCACAGCGCUGGAUGGCGGCUCUCCACCCCGGUCUGGCACCGCCCAGGUUCGCAUCUUGGUCUUAGACGUCAAUGACAAUGCCCCUGAAUUUGCACAGACACUCUACCAGGUGCAAGUUCCAGAGAACAGCCCUGUAGGCACGCUAGUAGUCAAGGUCUCUGCUAGAGAUUUAGACACUGGGACAAAUGGGGAAAUAUCAUACUCCUAUUUUUAUAGUUCCCAAGAAAUAAGCGCAACUUUUGAGCUAAACAACCUUUCAGGAGAAGUUCGCCUACUUAAAAAAUUAGAUUUUGAGACAAUAUCUUCAUAUGAGCUGGAAAUAGAUGCGACUGAUGGUGGGGGGCUUUCUGGAAGAUGUUCUGUCUCCAUUGAGGUGGUGGAUGUUAACGAUAACUUCCCAGAACUAACGAUUUCAUCACUCACCAGCCCCAUUCCUGAAAAUUCUCCAGAGACAGAAGUGGCCUUGUUUAGAAUUCGAGACCGAGACUCGGGGGACAACGGAAGGAUGACUUGUUCCAUCCAGGAUGAUCUUCCCUUCGUCCUGAAGCCAUCAGAAGAGAAUUUCUACACCCUGGUAACAAAUGGGGCGUUAGACAGAGAGAAAAGACCCGAGUACAACAUCACCAUCACCGUCACCGACUUGGGGACCCCCAGGCUGAAAACGCAGCACAGCAUAACCGUGACGGUCUCCGACGUCAACGACAACGCCCCCGCCUUCAGCCAAACCACCUACACCCUGCGCGUCCGCGAAAACAACAGCCCCGCCCUGCACAUCGGCAGCGUGAGCGCCACGGACAGGGACUCGGGCGCCAACGCCCAGGUCACCUACUCGCUGCUGCCGCCCGCGGACCCGCAGCUGCCCCUGGCCUCCCUGGUGUCCAUCAACGCGGACAACGGGCAGCUGUUCGCGCUCAGGUCCCUGGAUUACGAGGCGCUGCAGGCGUUCGAGUUCGGCGUGCGCGCGGCCGACCGCGGCUCGCCCGCGCUCAGCAGCCAGGCGCGGGUGCGCGUGCUGGUGCUGGACGACAACGACAACGCGCCCUUCGUGCUGUACCCGCCGCAGAACGGCUCUGCGCCCUGCACCGAGCUGGUGCCCAGGGCGGCCGAGGCGGGCUACCUGGUGACCAAGGUGGUGGCGGUGGACGGCGACUCGGGCCAGAACGCCUGGCUGUCGUACCAGCUGCUCAAGGCCACGGAGCCCGGGCUGUUCGGCGUGUGGGCGCACAACGGCGAGGUGCGCACGGCCCGGCUGCUGAGCGAGCGCGACGCCGUCAAGCACAGGCUGGUGGUGCUGGUCAGGGACAAUGGCGAGCCGCCGCGCUCGGCCAGCGUCACGCUGCACGUGCUGCUGGUGGACGGCUUCUCGCAGCCUUACCUGCCGCUCCCGGAGGUGGCGGCGGCCGAGGCGCGGGCCGACCCGCUCACCGUCUACUUGGUCGUCGCCUUGGCGUCCGUGUCGUCGCUCUUCCUGUUCUCGGUGCUGGUGUUCGUGGCGGUGCGGCUGUGCAGGCGGAGCCGGGCGGCGUCUGCGGGUCGCUGCUCGGGGCCCGAGGGCCACUUUCCGGGCCACCUGGUGGACGUCAGCGGCGCGGGGACGCUGUCCCAGAGCUACCAGUACGAGGUGUGUCUGAAGGGAGACUCGGGGACCAAUGAGUUCAAGUUCUUGAAGCCCUUCUUCCCCAGUAUUCUAAACCAGGACCUUGGGAGGAAGUCAGAGGGAAAUCCAACGUUCCAGAAUAGUUUAGUUUCCCUCCAGGAAGAGGACCAUCAGAACCAUGAAAGAGCUGUCUUCCGAAUAUAUGCACGAAGAGGAUCUGACUGGCACAGCAGAUGGGCUGUAAAGACAUGGAGAUGCACCACUAAGAUUCCCCUUCAGAGAAGGACUUGUGUCUGGGAUGGCAGGAGCGCUAUCAGUGGGCAUCCUUCAGCUGUCACACCCAUCCCAGGGUAAGCCACAUCAAGCCACUGAUCAAGGUGGAAAUAUGAAGACCUGGUUAUUUCAGACUAACACAAAACAACUCUAAUGGGCCAUUUUAGCUCCAGAACUCCCUACUUCUCUGUCUGCUGAAUCCUGCCUCCAUCACCUCAAUUCCACAGGUAUAAAUCCCAAAGAACUCUCAGCA